This is a messenger RNA of Raphanus sativus (radish), 996 nucleotides long. RefSeq lists its product as uncharacterized. The transcript has 3 exons. Bases 1 to 996 code for a protein of 331 amino acids. NCBI's taxonomy places the organism in Eukaryota, Viridiplantae, Streptophyta, Magnoliopsida, Brassicales, Brassicaceae. The record is from RefSeq and is a predicted model, not a curated record.
AUGGUAAAGAAGGCGAAGAAGGCUAAUGGCAAGGGUUCGACCAAAAGCAAGACUGCUCAAUCUGUGAGAGCUAGAAACCCGAUUGUAGAAGAGGUUUCAAACCCAAUCCCAGUUCCAGAACCGGCAGUGCAUUCGGUCUCAGUCUCAGAUGGGUCAGAAAGUGAGGGAAUGUCUGCAUCAUCUCAGGAAAGGCAACCAGCGCAACCUCUUGAGAUGUACUUCGACAACUCUCAGUUCACGAAAAUUUGCAAGAUACAGACCAAGUGUUUUGUGACCGAGACUGUGAACGUCAUAAAGAAGCUCAAGCCCGAGGUGAAUUGGUUCACGGAACACCCUCAAUUUCAUCACUUCUUUCACAUGCCACAAGAGCCGAACCUGAAACUGAUGGGAAUGUGGAUGCUACUCUUGCAGACCAUUCAUAUUGAAGAAGAGGAUAUAGCAUGGUUUGGGGUAAAUGGUGUGCCCAUCCGUUACUCCAUGAGAGAGCACGCUCUCAUUUCUGGCUUAGAUUGCCAUGAAUAUCCGACGAGAUAUUUAAAGCUGGGAAGCUACAAGUUUGUUGAUGCCUACUUCAAGGAUAGAGCGAGGAUCACUAUAAAAGAUGUGAAGGAGAAGCUGGUGGGUAUGAAGCCGUGUAGUGAUAGGUUGCAGAUGGCUGUUUUGUUCUUCCUUGGUCGGCUUAUCAGAGGAAAGGCGAAGGAUAGUGGACCUUUGGACCAGUUCAUUUUGAGGAUUGUGGACAGAUUGGAUGUUUGCCAAACAUUUCCUUGGGGACGUCUGACUUUUGAGGAUGCUCUUAAGGGGAUUAUGCACAUGAUGGACCAUUUGAAGGGGGAACCUAAUCCGACAACAGGCUUUCCUGGAUUCAUUAUUCCUUUAGAGAUAUUGGCGUUUGAGUGUAUUCCAAGUCUGGCGAAGGAAUUUCGAGAACCAGUACCUGACUUUCAUGAAGAGUGUCCUAGGAUGUGCAAGAAUCGGUUAAAAAGACUAGCAUGA